Musa acuminata AAA Group (dessert banana) is the source of this 1715-nucleotide messenger RNA. RefSeq names its product transcription factor NIGTH1. Gene Ontology annotation, biological process: regulation of DNA-templated transcription. Bases 57 to 1136 code for a protein of 359 amino acids. The record is from RefSeq and is a predicted model, not a curated record. NCBI's taxonomy places the organism in Eukaryota, Viridiplantae, Streptophyta, Magnoliopsida, Zingiberales, Musaceae. Gene Ontology annotation, molecular function: DNA-binding transcription factor activity; DNA binding. The transcript is spliced from 7 exons.
GCUUCUCCUCUCCCUCGUAAAGGCGCCCGGAGAAGAACGAAAGAGGUGGAGCGGCGAUGGGCUCGGCGGUGUUCGAGAUGGGACUGGAGUUGGAGCUGUGCGCCACCCGGAUCGUCGGCGACUUCGUGAAGGAGGUGUCGGCGAUCGAGAGCGGCGGCAGCGGCCGGGCAUCGAGGCUCGAGGAGUCCAUCAAGUUCUUGGAGGAGGAAAAGCGAAAGAUCGAGGCUUUUAGACGCGAGGUCCCCAUCUGCAUGCGUCUUCUUCGCGAGGUGAUCGAAAGGUUGAGGAGGGAGAUCGAGCGGUGCCGCUGCGAGAGUUUUGGACAUGUAUUCGAGGAAUUCAUGCCUCUUAAGAGUAAAGUCGAGGACGAUGGAGGGGUAAAAGUGGAAACGGAUUGCAGAGAUAAGAUGAACUGGAUGAGUUCCGUCCAACUCUGGAGCGAUAAUUACAGUGAGAACGAUGACGAAGAGAAGAUCGUGUCGAAUGAGCAAGAUGGAGCGGUGGAUCACAGACAGGGGAAGGGGAAGUCUCUAGAAUGCAAGAGCCGGAGCAGCGGGGUCGAGUUCCUGCCAUUUAAAGCUUUAUCGCCUCUUGCUGCGAGCUCCGAGGAGGAGGAGGAGAAGCCCGCUUCUGCGUUGCCUGAGCUCUCGCUGCAAUCACCGGCGAUCAACAGAACCCUUGACCUUGUAACUCCGGUCGCUUUGGGUGACCACCGAGGCUUCGGUGGUUUCAGAAAAGCCACUGAGUGGGUGCCUGCGACCCUUGGCUUGCAGUCACGGCUGCAACCACCGAGGAAGGCGAGGAGGUGCUGGUCGCAGGAACUGCAUCGCCGGUUCGUCCUCGCCAUCCAACAGCUGGGUGGCGCCCAAGUGGCUACUCCCAAGCAGAUACGAGAACUGAUGAAGGUGGAUGGGCUCACAAAUGAUGAAGUGAAGAGCCAUCUGCAGAAAUACCGAUUGCACACUGAAAGGGUCCACGCUCAAAGGCUUCCUAAUGCUGUGGCUACGGCAGAUCGAGCAGUUGUGGUUUUAGGAGGCCUAUGGGAUCGUGAGGAACAACACACUAGUUCCUCACAACAGAGUUUUUCACAAUCUGGGUCGCCGAUGAGCCCAUUUCAGUUAGCUGGCUCUAGAUGAGCUCUGGCUAGAGAUAGCUUUGAGGAAAAUGGCAAAUCAGAGAGCUAUAGCUGGAAAUUUGGAGGCAUUUCAGUACUCGGUGAAGGAGAUCAAUGUAUAGAGAGAAAGAGAGGGAGAGAGAGAGAGAGAAUCAAAAUUUUGCUGAUACAAUACAACUGGGGGGAAAUGAUGAGACUGUUUCUGUGACAGGUUACUCAAGGGAUGAGAUAGCAAUAGAAGAGAUCAUGGACAAGAGAGACUUCUGGCACCAACAACAUUUAAUCAUCCAAAUCAGUGGUCCUGUCUGAAAUUGUCUGGAAUUCAUCUUAAAAUCCAAUGCUCAGAUCUGGCACUCACAUUCCUGCUUCCAAGUCAUUUUCCUGUUUGUGAGCUGACAAUUUCAUCCAUGAUUACACUGUUUCAUUGCUAUUUCUGAGGGACCACCUUGUCAUUUUUCUUCCUCAAAAAGACAGGCUUCAAGUAUAGCAUCUUCUCAAGUAUAUCUUUCUCCAAAGGACUUGCACCUCAAACAGAUGGAUAUUUCUUGAUAUCUCCAGCUGUUGCAAAGCAAAUCCAGACCAUUCCCUGGUGCCCAUGCUU